AGUUGAAGUCGAGCGGUAGAGCGGUAAACAUGUCGAGUUCGAAUUGGUAUCUGGGCGGCAGCCUCUUGAUUUGCCUGAUAAUCGCCAAAUUCAGUGCGGUUGUUGGACAAGCGGGAACAGUGCACUGGAAUAAUGGAAACACGGCCGGAGUAGGAGCCUGGUCAAAUGCCCAGUCCGGCGGAAUGCAGCCCCCGGGUAGCCUUGGCAGCCACGACCCGCAGUACAGUUACGGCUACGCUGGCAUCGAUUCCCGGGGAAGCUAUGGCGGAGCGGGCGGCAACGGAGCCUACUACGUAGGCGGCACGGACGAGCACGGACGUCCGUUCUCCUAUGGUGGCCAGGGCCAGCAGGGCUACAUGGGUGUCAGGGAUCCCAACUACCCGGGCGGAGUCUACGGGUAUCGAAACACGGCAACAGGAAUGGGUGGCACAGCCCUCUCAGUGACCUUGGCCUUGACCCUCGGUUUCUUGGCAGCGAGGAGACUUUGAUGCGGUUCUAUCGCGGGAAAUUGUUUUUUUUUUUUUUGUAGCUCUUACUACUAAGCUUAAUUUAUGUAAAUUACCUAAAUAUGUGUGAACUUUUUAUUAAAACAGAAAAAACAACUGAAAA
Molecule: messenger RNA, 609 nt
Organism: Drosophila bipectinata
Lineage: Eukaryota; Metazoa; Arthropoda; Insecta; Diptera; Drosophilidae
Product: collagen alpha-1(XXI) chain
Source: RefSeq, a predicted model, not a curated record